CUCGUGGUAGACACUAUAUACAGCAAAAAUGGAAGGAGCUAACGGAUAUGCUAAACAGUGAUGGCACUGGAGACCCUCGAACAGAGGAGAAGUGGCGGAAGGUUGUUGGUGGGGAAGAAGAUAGCUUGUCAAGUACUCAUCUGCAAGUUACAGCCACCGAAAAUGUAGAUGAAUUGACUGUCAACGAUGUUCCCUAUGAAUGUACUCCAAUUCCUGAAGAUAUAUGGAAUACUCCAGGAACGAGCAGUCAACCUACAGUCGCUCCGCCGCCUCUUCCUCCACAACCACCAGCACCUAAACAACCAGCAGCUCCAGAAGAAACCCAGUGGCAACCACCAAAAAAGAAGAAAAAGUCCGAAGACCCAGUUUUUAAAAUAUUUAAGGAGUGUGAGGAGACUGCAAGGGAGUAUGAAAGGGAGCGUGACCGAAUUGUGCACGAAUUAGAACGAGAGAGGAUUCGACAGCGUGAUGUAGAGCUUCAUUUACAAGCUCAGUGGUUGGAAUUUAUGAAAGAGGCUUUGAAAGUAUUAAGAAUGUAUUUGGAGAGAAGUGAGUAGUGCUUGUUUGACUAUCGCAGCAUUGAACAAAUGCACAAACCUCAUUGGUUUUAAAUG
Molecule: messenger RNA, 614 nt
Organism: Aricia agestis (brown argus)
Lineage: Eukaryota; Metazoa; Arthropoda; Insecta; Lepidoptera; Lycaenidae
Product: formin-binding protein 4-like
Exons: 3
Coding region: 48-557 (169 amino acids)
Source: RefSeq, a predicted model, not a curated record